Tripterygium wilfordii is the source of this 1079-nucleotide messenger RNA. RefSeq lists its product as uncharacterized. The coding region runs from base 52 to 879 and encodes 275 amino acids. Lineage: Eukaryota; Viridiplantae; Streptophyta; Magnoliopsida; Celastrales; Celastraceae. Gene Ontology annotation, biological process: regulation of flower development. The transcript has 4 exons. The record is from RefSeq and is a predicted model, not a curated record. Gene Ontology annotation, molecular function: protein binding. Gene Ontology annotation, cellular component: nucleus.
ACCUAAAACAACUUUAGAAUCUCUCUCUCUCUCUCUCUCUCUCUGUCUUCAAUGGCUUCUCCCAUUCCUCAAUUCUACCCUAAUUAUCCAUUCUCCGGUGACUAUUCCCCGUUUUCAACUCCGUUGUUGGCUGAAGAAACCCUUGGUGGAGCGGCAUCUUCUAGUGGUACAAUUUCAAGUGGUGGUGGUGCAAUGUGGGGAGAAGAUAACUUAUACCCAUCAUAUCUUGAUAAUGGUGGAUCAGACAUUGGUGUCUUUCAGCCCAAAUCCGACGUCUCAUCGUCGUUUCUCCCCACGCCUUUUCCCGAGCGACUAGGGCUUUCAAACAACAUGGCUGUACCUGCUGCAUUGCCAAAGUAUGACAUGGGUUUAGAAAGCAUUGCUCAAGUUCAGAACUUCAAUGGCGGCGGAUUUCAAUCGCCGGAUUUGUCUGAGUUUGCGGAGGAAUGCUAUGCUUACAUCCCGGAUUUCAAGCCUAUUUUUCCAAUUACAGGAGAUAAUUGGGAAAUCAAGUGCAAUCAUGCGCCAGAAGCUGAGGAUACCUCUAUGAAGGUCAGGAGGUAUUCAAUAGAAGAAAGAAAAGAUAGAAUUAUCAGAUAUUUGAACAAAAGAAGCAAAAGGAACUUCAACAAAACCAUCAAGUAUGCUUGUCGCAAAACCCUAGCCGAUCGGAGAGUUCGUGUUCGAGGAAGAUUUGCAAGAAACAAUGAUCGAUUAAUGGGUGAAGAUGACAUGAGAAUGGAAAAGAAGGAGAAUAGUACUCAGAAAUGCAAUGGAAUAUUGUAUAAUAGUGACACUCUCCAGAUAAGGAGUGAUGAUGAAGACUGGCUACAAGAAGCUAUGGCAAGUCUAAUGUAUAUACCUUAUAUAUCGGGGUGAUACAUAUAUAUAUAUAUAUAUGCUUUAGAUUUUUCAAAGCUAAGGGAAUAAUGUUAAUUUUUAGUUUUUAGAGUAUAUAUAGACAGUAGACUGGAUGGAGAUUCUCAUAUAUCAUAUAUGUGUACUCUCUUCCAACAAAAUCUAGAGAGGAAUAUAUGUGCCGUUACUACUAACUAAUGUACCAAAUUUGUUUCAAUUGA